AUGCGCUACCAAUAUGAAUUAGCUAACAUUAAACAAACAUUUCAACAUAAACAACUCUUGCCUCAAGAAAUUCCUAGUUAUGCCUAUAAUAAUGAAUCAAAGAGGAUUAUUCCUCCGUUAAUUAAAAAACCUAAAAUCUCUUCCCUUACUAGUGAAGGUGAAUCUACUGAUACUGAUCUUGAUAUCGAUCUUAAACCAAGUGUGAGUGGGAAAGUUAUGGAUUCUUCUACAAUUUUAAAGAUUUUGGAAGAUCCAGAAUUAUUUAAACAAAGACAUGAAGAAAUCCGAUUAGAAUUACUUGAACAUGUUAAAUCUCAAGAUAAUUUAAUUGAAAAUGUUACAGAAGAAUUAGAUAAAUCAAAAGAUGCCAAUAAAGCUUUUAAACAAGCUUUAAGUGAAAUUGGUACUGUUGUUAUAUCUGUUGCUAUGGGGGAUUUAUCAAAAAAAGUUGAAAUCCAUACUGUUGAAUCUGAUCCAGAAAUUUUAAAAGUUAAAAUUACUAUUAAUACUAUGAUGGAUCAAUUACAAACUUUUGCUAGUGAAGUUACUAAAGUUGCAACUGAAGUUGCUAAUGGUGAAUUAGGUGGUCAAGCUAAAAAUGAAGGAUCAGUUGGAAUUUGGAGAUCUCUUACUGAUAAUGUUAAUAUUAUGGCACUUAAUUUAACUAAUCAAGUUAGAGAAAUUGCUGAUGUUACUCGAGCUGUUGCAAGUGGUGAUUUAUCUAGAAAAAUUAAUGUUCAUGCUCAAGGAGAAAUUUUACAAUUACAAAUGACUAUCAAUACAAUGGUGGAUCAAUUAAGAACUUUUGCAUUUGAAGUUUCUAAAGUAGCUAGAGAUGUUGGAGUUUUAGGUAUAUUAGGUGGUCAAGCUUUAAUUGAAGGAGUUGAAGGUAUUUGGAAAGAAUUAACUGAUAAUGUAAAUGCUAUGGCACUUAAUUUAACAACUCAAGUUAGAAAUAUUGCUAAUGUUACAACUGCGGUUGCCAAGGGAGAUUUAUCUAAAAAGGUUACUGCUGAUUGUAAAGGAGAAAUUUUAAAUUUGAAAUUAACUAUUAAUCAAAUGGUGGAUCGUUUACAAACUUUUGCAGUUGAAGUUACAACUUUAUCAAGAGAAGUUGGUACUUUAGGUAUUCUAGGAGGUCAAGCUAAUGUUCAAGAUGUUGAAGGGGCUUGGAAAGCAGUUACAGAAAAUGUUAAUCUAAUGGCAACAAAUUUAACAAAUCAAGUUAGAUCUAUUGCUACAGUUACUACAGCGGUAGCUCAUGGAGAUUUAUCACAAAAGAUUGAUGUUCAUGCUCAAGGAGAAAUUUUACAAUUGAAAAAUACCAUCAAUAAGAUGGUGGAUUCGUUACAAUUAUUUGCUUCAGAAGUAUCUAAAGUUGCCCGAGAUGUGGGUAUUAAUGGUAAAUUAGGUAUUCAAGCUCAAGUUUCUGAUGUUGAUGGAUUAUGGAAAGAAAUUACUUCUAAUGUUAAUACUAUGGCAUCAAAUUUGACAUCACAAGUUAGAGCUUUUGCUCAAAUUACUGCCGCAGCAACCGAUGGAGAUUUUACAAGAUUUAUUACGGUUGAAGCAUCUGGAGAAAUGGAUGCUUUAAAGACCAAGAUUAAUCAAAUGGUGUUAAAUUUAAGAGAAUCAAUUCAAAGAAAUACUGCGGCAAGAGAAGCAGCAGAAUUAGCUAAUAGUGCUAAAUCAGAAUUCUUAGCUAAUAUGUCUCAUGAAAUUAGAACUCCAUUAAAUGGUAUUAUUGGAAUGACUCAAUUAUCAUUAGAUACAGAAUUAACUCAAUAUCAACGAGAAAUGUUAUCGAUUGUUCAUAAUUUAGCUAAUUCUUUAUUAACUAUUAUUGAUGAUAUAUUAGAUAUUUCCAAGAUUGAAGCCAAUAGAAUGACCGUUGAACAAAUUGAUUUUUCUUUAAGAGGUACAGUAUUUGGAGCUUUAAAGACUUUAGCAGUUAAAGCUAUUGAAAAGAAUUUAGAUUUAACUUAUCAAUGUGAUUCAUCAUUCCCCGAUAAUUUAAUUGGUGAUUCAUUUAGAUUAAGACAAGUUAUAUUAAAUUUAGCAGGUAAUGCCAUUAAAUUUACUAAAAAGGGUAAAGUAUCAGUUAGUGUUAAAAAAUCAACUAAACAAGUUGAAGAUUCAGAAAAAUUAUUAUUAGAAGUUUGUGUUAGUGAUACAGGAAUUGGAAUUGAAAAGGAUAAAUUAGGAUUAAUUUUUGAUACAUUUUGUCAAGCUGAUGGUUCAACAACAAGAAAAUUUGGUGGUACUGGAUUAGGAUUAUCAAUUUCUAAACAAUUAAUUCAUUUAAUGGGAGGAGAAAUUUGGGUUACAUCAGAAUAUGGAUUAGGAUCUAAUUUUUAUUUUACAAUUAGUGUAUCACCUUCAAAAAUUAGAUAUACUCGACAAACUGAACAAUUAUUACCAUUUAGUGGUCAUCAUGUUUUAUUUGUUUCAACAGCUCAUACUGAUGAAGAACUUGAAGAAAUUAGAGUGGCUAUUGUAGAAUUAGGAUUAAAUCCUGUUAUUGUUCGAGAUUCAAAUGAAGCUACAUUAACUGAACCAGUUAAAUAUGAUAUUAUUAUGAUUGAUUCUAUUCAAACAGCUAAAAUCCUUCGAUUAUUGAGUGAAGUCAAAUAUAUUCCUCUUGUAUUAUUACAUCAUUCAAUUCCAGAAUUAAAUAUGAGAGUUUGUAUUGAUUUAGGUAUUUCAUCUUAUGGAAAUACUCCUUGUUCAAUAACUGAUCUUGCAAGUGCAAUAAUUCCUGCAUUAGAAUCAAGAUCUAUUUCUCAAAAUUCAGAUGAAUCUGUAAGUUAUAAUGUAUUAUUAGCUGAAGAUAAUUUAGUUAAUCAAAAACUUGCAGUAAGAAUUUUAGAAAAGCAAGGUCAUCAAGUUGAAGUAGUUGAAAAUGGUUUAGAAGCAUUUGAAGCAGUUCAAAAGAAGAGAUAUGAUGUUGUAUUAAUGGAUGUUCAAAUGCCAGUUAUGGGAGGAUUUGAAGCUACUGAAAAGAUUAGACAAUGGGAAAAGAAAUCUAAUCCAAUUGAUUCUCUUACAUUUAGAACUCCAAUUAUUGCUUUAACUGCUCAUGCUAUGUUGGGAGAUCGAGAGAAAUCUUUGGCUAAAGGAAUGGAUGAUUAUGUAUCUAAACCAUUAAAGCCAAAAUUAUUAAUGCAAACCAUUAAUAAAUGUAUUCAUAAUAUUAAUCAAUUAAAAGAACUUUCUAAGCAGAAUAAUAAUAAUAGAACAUCUGAUUUUGCUAAGAAUUUGAAAAAGGGUUCUAUUAAAAAUGGUGAGAGAUCAGCUACUAAUUUACUAAAUAUUGGAUCGAGUAAUUCGAGUUCAAGUUUACUUAAUGGUAGUUCAAGUUCUUCUCAUAAGAAUAAUGGUAAUGGUAAUGGUAAUGGUAAUAGUAAUAGUAGUAAUGGUUCAAUAUCAUUAUCUCGUUCAUCUACUCCUUCAUCUGAUUACCCUAACAGUCCAAAGAUCAAUAAAACAAGAUCCAAUGACUUUAUUGCCACCACACGACCCAUCCAGUUAUCGAUAAAUAAUCGAUCUAUUACUGAAAGUGUAUUAUCGUAUCCUAAGCUCAGUGAAGUCGAUAAUAUGGAAGUGGAUGAAGAUCACCAUGAUUAAGUGAUUUCUUAUCCGCUACCAAUGCCAAUGCCAAUGCCAAUGCGAAUUCCAAUUCCAA
Molecule: messenger RNA, 3685 nt
Organism: Scheffersomyces amazonensis
Lineage: Eukaryota; Fungi; Ascomycota; Pichiomycetes; Serinales; Debaryomycetaceae
Gene: NIK1
Product: Nik1p
Exons: 2
Coding region: 1-3627 (1208 amino acids)
Biological process (GO): phosphorelay signal transduction system; cellular hyperosmotic response; phosphorylation
Cellular component (GO): membrane
Molecular function (GO): phosphorelay sensor kinase activity
Source: RefSeq, a predicted model, not a curated record